Messenger RNA from Ascochyta rabiei, 831 nucleotides. Its product is annotated as Pyruvate kinase. The coding region runs from base 1 to 831 and encodes 276 amino acids. The transcript is spliced from 2 exons. The record is from RefSeq and is a predicted model, not a curated record. NCBI's taxonomy places the organism in Eukaryota, Fungi, Ascomycota, Dothideomycetes, Pleosporales, Didymellaceae.
AUGUAUGACGCCUCGGCACCACUCGAAGAAGACACAGACGACGAAAUGCCACUGCUUGAACACCACUGGGACGACGAUCACCCACCAAUACACUCGCUUCCUGCCCACGCUCUCUCAUCGUCCAUGGAGUGUCUCUCAUCCCUCACCGAUCCAGUACGAGCCUACUUCUUCCCCACUGCGUCGGGCAAACCGCGCUCGAAGUCUGCAAGCCAUGUCGAGCGCUCACCACUUUGUAGCACGAAGACUUGUCGAGAGUCGAUCGAGUUACUACAAGCGCCGCCUCCAAGCGCGCAGGCGAACGGGGAGACGAAGAGAGCGAGUCUGCGCGCCGUACGAGAGAAACGGCAAACCGCUUACCUUCUCGCCUCACAAGCUAAGCGCGAGGGCCAGCAUCGCCACCAGCUAGAGCUGUUUCGUGGUUUAUCCGGCAGAGACGGAGAGCGCAGCCAACUGCCAAGGAGGGAGAAGAGGCAGAUCAACGACGCAGAGAUGGAGAAGCUGUUAGCCCCUGUUCAGAGCAAGUUGAAUCGGUUGAGAACGACGACGAUCCCGCCCUACAAUUCCCGCAUCAACGUCAAGUAUGGAGCGCAGGUGCUGAAGGAUAGACUUCUGCCUGUUGGCAAGCAUGUCUUGGCGCUAUUGCAAAGAGAGAGAGAGGAGAGGCGGGGAGCGCUGGAGAUUGAGAUUUGCAAGCAUAUUGCGGACACGUACUGGCCGAGCGAGGUUGUUGAGGUGAGUCAUUUGAGGGUCAUGGAGAUUUACCGCAAUGCGGUGUUUUAUGAGGAAAUGGAGGUGGAACCGUGCUUUGGAGAGGAGGUCAAAGGUGGUUGA